AUGGCAAUUCGCUGGCUUGCUGUUCUGUGCGCUUGGGCGCUUAUAGCGGAAUUUGCUCUUUCAUUGCCCGCAGAAGAAUACCCUGAAGAAUUUGAACUCGAUGAACCCGAGGGUAAGAAGUAGAUUUUUUAGCUUAAAAUGAUGCCUUCGAAUCUCUUCAAACGAUUUGCAAAUAAACUGAAUGAACGAAGGAACUCUGCACUUGUACACCUAUAUCAGUCACACACUGACUAGAGGGAAAUUAAUGUUUUGUAACAUAAGUACCUCUCUUGCAACUCCAUACUGUGCUUCAGAAAAGUUGUUGAGUCAACUGAGUUUGGUAGGAAGUUGAAUAGAUGAAACCAACUGGUUCGUGAGAUGAAAAAUAUUGGUUUUUUUUUCUGGGAUACCCCAGAAGAUACGCUGGCUUUUACUUUUACGUUAGUAUUUUACUCAGAUGAUUUACAUUAAGAGCCUGAAAAUCAAGGAAACUCAACCUUGAUCUGAUACAAGAUCAACCCACCUUCAGGCACUUAAAAUUGAAGGUUUCGAACUACUCAGUGACAAAAGGCAAAAAAUGUGUUAUACUGUUACUCUGUCUUAAUCUAACAACUAUAUUUUUCUAUACUUUUUUUCGUGAAACAGCUCCAGAAGAAGAAGUUAAGAUCAGGCAAAGGAGACAAAGUAAGAAAGUUAACCAGCUUUCCUCCUUUCAUAGAGCUAUCUACGAUUUUGACCUAUUUUCCCGAAAUUUAGCCUCUUAAACCUAAGCUACACCACUAUGGGUUUCACUAAUUGGUACUUUCUCAUAAAUUUCGCUUUUAACUUUGAACAAAGUGGAAUGAAAGGAUCUCUAAUCUUACAAUUCUCAAAUUCAUCAUGAAAUAUUGUCCAAUUCUGGGCGCAUUCAGAGUCAUUGCAGCUGAGUACAUAGAAACGCGAGGAUCUUGAUCGACGAAUAAAAUCCCUAAAAGGGUUUAUUCUAACUUCGUACAUCCUAUUUUGCGAAAGUAAUCAUAGAGUGUAUAACUUCCUUAGGUGGAAAGCUUGUAAUGGGUUGGUUUUUUCCUCGGAGGGCACGGUAACGAAUCCUGCAGUCUGAUUGCUUCUUAGUGAAGUCCGGAUUUUCUACCGCUACACGCGGCCGUGUAAUUACAGCCCUAAAUCAUUAAGUUUUAGAAAAAAAAGUAAAAAAUGUUAUUCUCCAGCCUAGAUCGGUUCAUAUUGGGAAACACUGUGCCCGAGGUCUUGAGUACUGGUAACGACGGUACUCAAGACCUCGGGCACAGUUGUUCCCAAAACGGACCUCUAGGCUGGUGAAUAACAUAAUAUUACAUAUACCCCUACCUUAAAUCUCUUGCUGCAGCCUUAUUUCACGGUAGUGGACUUAUUUUACUCAGUGUUACUCUCCACGGUCACAUUUUACAUUUUUGUUUUUUCUAAAGAAUAUUGCGAACACAUUUUGAUUCCAUAAAAUUUGUUUCCUUUUAGUGCUAACUUUUUUUUUUAGAGUGUGAUUGCACAAUUGUCUCGCAAGGACGUAGUUUACCUCUUUCAGAGUCGACCAUUUCGAUCUGAAGUUAAACGAGGAGCCCAUAAAAACAUUCUUAAACGCUUUAACCCCCAGAAGUGAGGUGAAGUUCUCCCAAAAGUUUCAAAAUUUUCAGUUCGAGGCCUUUAUCUUGAUACAACACCAACUUAUUGAUUUACAGGGAAAAUUAUAAAGGGGAGAGUUACCAACACGUUCCUGGCAAUUAAUGGUGGAGGGUUAACGGGAUUUGAACCGUUGUAUGUUCUAUAUAAUAAACUGCGUCGCCAUACUUCUUCUAUGUUCCGAAUAUAAACUACAAUAUGACGGAAAAGACCUUGAAAACAUUUCAUUACCUCCAUCUUUCGGUUUAAAUGAAGAAUUUUUGGGAAAGGUCUUACUCGACGUUUUCUGGAAAUUUGUCUUGACAGUUACGAUGUCGCCAACUGCGUAUCAACCCUUUUUGUGACUGACUACAAUGUUCUUCUUUGGGUAGAAUAAAGUUGCUUUCCAUUUAUUAGGUGCCUGCGAGGACCAACUUAAUUACUGCUCUCAAUGGCCAGACAAAUACUGUCAAGACUAUAGAGAUUACAUGAAAAAGAACUGUCCAAGAAAAUGCGGAUAUUGUGGUAAGUAUAAACAGUUAUCGUGAAUAAAUGUUUCCAAAGUGUUUCUAAACUUCGAGCAUUCCCCACCUUCCUUGCGUAAUCCUUGGAUGAAUCAAUUUGAAUAGGUGAAAAAAAAUAUCUUUGCGUUUCCCGACUCGUUUCGCAGAAGGUAGUUCAUAACGCAUGAAGUCACCUCGCUCCCUAGCUGAGUAACCUCGCCCAAAGGGAAGUCGUGUCGACCACAAGUGUGACACGUACAUGUACAUCACAUAACAUUUUAUCAAGAUACCAAACGACAACACAGCACCACGUAAAAGCCUGUGAUUUUUGUGAUACUAUUACCAACGCGUACAGACCGACUGUAUGAGUGGAGAGGGACUCCAAAAAAGAGUCAUUUCUCUCGCCUCGCCCCUAUUAAGUAGUAGUUAUAGUGAAAAAAGGAUUAUUUGCAAUUUAAUAGCUUUUGGAUAUGAUUGGGCAUCAUUAAGCUUUUCAGCUGUUUUACUAAAGUCGUUUCUAACUAAACUGUGUAUCUACGAAAAAUUUUUUUCAGUUUUUUUCUCCUUUUAUCUAAUGUGUGUAAUGCUAAACUUUAGAAUCAAGAAAAAUAUGAAUAAGAUGGGUCUUCUCCGACUUCUUAAUUGUAAAUGUCAUUUAAUGUUGAUUCAAGCUUUCAAAUUACCUAACUAUAGUUUUUUUUUAAUCGCAAUCCCUUACAACCCAUUAGUUGAAGGCUGUUAAUUAACUAAUUUAGGUUUACUUUCAUUAUUUCACUUGAACAGGUGGCCCAACUAAACCUCCAGGUAACUAAAUCUCACUUUACAGAAGUUUCUUUGUUUGUUACUUGUCUUAAAUCAGAGGCGAGUUCGUAAUAACUGAAUCCAAAGUUCUCAGAAAAAAAUAUUCCAAGACAAAGCCAUGCAGCAAUUAAAUAGCGCUAUAUUUCAUAAGCUUAUUGACCAGUCAGAGAGCUGGACAGUGCAGCUUUCUGAUACAAACAGACUUUUUUUUUAAAGAAACACACAGCGCAAAUGAAACUUUUAUACAUCCGUUGAUUCUCCUUGAUCCCAUAUUCAUCCCUAAACGUAUCUUUGAAACUCAGAAUCAAAAUUUUGGUUUUCACCAACGGAAGUAAUUUUAACGAGAGGAAAACUUAAGUGUUAUGGAAGAGCUCGUUAACUUUUGUAAUUUUUUGGGCUAUUCCUGCAUGCUUCAAGUUGUGCUUUAAGUUAGACAGAUAUUUGAUAUUUAGCAUUUCUUUUUCACAGCUUGUGAAGACAAAAGUCAAUAUUGUUCAGGCUGGAAAAGUAGCGGGUUUUGUGAUCAAUCAAGCCAGUGGCAUAACUACAUGAAGAACAACUGCGGAAAGACGUGUGGCUUUUGCGGAGGAGGAGGAGGAGGAGGAGGAGGAGGAGGAGGCGGUGGUGGCGGCGGCGGCGGCGGCGGCGGCGGUGGUGGCGGUGGUGGCGGCGGUGGAGGAGGAGGCGGUUCGGUUUGUAGUGGUUUGUAUAAAAGUCGUCAUUACCAGUCUCCUAAACACAGUUCCUUCAUUAGAAUUUAUUUCCGUUUUUCCUGUUUAUUUUAAGUUAAUGUGAACUGCCAAAAGGCUUUAUUUGGUGAGGUGUAGCUCGUGGCAGCUACGGUAUUACCACAGAGAUUAACCUUUGACCUUUCGUGCGUAACAUUUGUCCAACAGGUUCGAUUGUAUGGCGUAUUCAAUUAGAAACACCUCACUUUGUUUAGUUUCAAGUUUUCUUUAAAACCGUUUCCAUUUCCUGGACGUUAAAUUCAUAUGUAGUUCACAGCCUAUAACCCUUUAAGACUUUUUAGUCUGUAGAACAUCCCCUCACCAGUAAAAAAGUCAUCCUGUAAGCUUUUUGCACUCGGAACUGAUACUGUGCAGCUGUUUGCUUCAGUAUCAGUGACCCAAUUCCUUGUGUCUUCUUUCGCAGUGAGCAAUGCCAGUGAUAAAGUGAAAAAAUGUACUUUUGAUGAUAGUAUGUGUGACUGGCAUAAUGUUCCGUUUGAUGACGACACGGACUUUGUCAUCAAAAGCAGCAUCUCUGGUGGACCGAGCUCUGGAGCUGGGGGGAGUGGUAAGUGGUUACCAGAAAGAUGAUAUCAGUACAAAUUUGUCUUGUCAGGCGUUUUCAUCAAAAUUAUAAAAAACUAUAACUAUCAACGGUUUAGUUUUUAAGUUUUUACGUACAAGUUAUUUUCCUUCGACGUUUUGUUGUUACUGAAUUAAUAAUCUCUUCAGACAAUACAACUUUUCAAUAAAACCUGGCUCUAGAAGCAGCAAAACCUCAUAAGGUUCACCUUUGUUAUUUGUUUUUUCCCGCAAAAAGUGAUUGCGACUUCUCUUAAACAUUGCAUAAGACAUUUUUGUCACUGGUUUUACUGCUGUAUUAUUGGAACUUUUAACUUUACGUCCCAUAACCUUUUUGUCUUGUUUCAAAUUUUUUCCCGCUUUUUAAUGAAAUGGUAACAGGUCCUCGUAUUAUCCAAUACUGUGAACGUCCUCUGUAUCAUUUUAUCCCUCGGUUAGUAUACGUGCCCUGUGAUUGGUCAUUCUAGCGGGCCGUAUAUCACUAUACGGCUCGCUAAAUUCGAAAGAUUGUUCGAAUUGAACUCUUCCCCUUCCCCCAUUUAAACUCAGAGAUAUAAUAAAUAUCUUGCUAACUUCCUUUUCUUGUUCCGCCCUGUAAGUUACGGAACCCCGUUUUUUCCCGCUCGGAAAGGCUUCGCGCUCAGGCAAUAAAUCCGUGCGGAAAAACUCGGUCUGUAACUUACAGUACGGACCUUGAACUCAAACAGUAAGUGGUUUUUAUAAAAUCGAAUUUUCGCCUCACCGUCCCGUCCCUCCAUUGUGUUGUGUUAUCAAACCGUAAUUUACAUUACUAAUUUACACUAACGGCGAAAACGAGUAACAGCGCGAGUCAAGCAUUGGUAGUAGUUCAAACGAUAACGACAUCCUUGAAAAGAAUAACCCCAUUGGAACAUUGGAAUUUUCUAUGGUUUGUCGUUUUAAAUCUGAUCCGUCAAAAUAAGAUUUGAAUAGAAUUAAGAUGAAAAAGAGAAGGCGGAUUUCAAAGAGAUGACUAGUUACUAUCAUUUUAUUAUCCAAGGUGAGAAACUUGUAGCAACGCUGUAAAAUAAUUCGCCUUUCAGGGAAAUUUCUCGUGACUGAGACAAGUAAUGGCAAGGCGCAACUUCUGAUCCCGUUUGAGUUGGUCCUCGGCAGUCACAACGCAGAUCACGGCACGAUGUGUAUCAGGUUUAACUAUUACAUCACUAGGUUAGUCGCGACUAAUGAGUCAAUUCAAUUUCCUUUUCACAAUAAGAAUUUCUCAAAAGCUUGAAAAAAAAAAAAAAAAAAAAAAAAAACUUACAACAACGUUCAAGAUGGUAGCUGUCAUGUUUAUCCACUAUCUGAAGUCAUACGCAUACGCCCCACCGGAAGAAUGCCUUCCCAAUAGUUUAGUCUUCUUCCCUUCCGCUCAUUACACCUUCCCAUCAUCCUCUCCUUCCUUUCUGUCCCACCUCUUGCUGUCUGCCACCUACUCCGUUAUUAACCCAUCCUAUCUCUUGUAUUAUUUACUAAGCCAAGAACUUUCGAUUAAGGUCAACUUUUUCUAAACCGCACUUUCCCCUUAAAUAUGCUAUUUAUCAUAGAUGCCCCAUUUUGGACACAUUGGCAAAUACAUAAUGAUUUUUUAAGGCUGUGUAUCUUAUCUAUUCCACCACAGGGGGUCACUGACGUUGUAUAAGAUCGAGAAUAGAAAGGGUUCAAGAAAGACAUCUCUAGCAGCUAUUAGUAAUCAAGGAAAUCAAGGCGUGUGGAAAUGCGAGAAAGUCAGAGUAGAAGUCAGUGUGCAUCGACAGGUGAGUCCCACGAGAACCAGUACCAGUUGAAUCUUCUAUCUCUCUAUUGUCAACAUUUUGAACAACGCUCACACAUUAUUGGCAACUCCGUUAUUCUGACCCAUUUCCCUUUUUACUUGAAUACGCUAGCUGAUAGGCAGUGAAAAGAAACCGCUAUUUUGUGCUUGUCUAACUAAGCUUACUGGCCUGUCUACCGUCUUACCCACCCAUCUACAUGCCCUACCCUUUCUUGCGGACGCUAUCUAACAAACCACCUUCAGAGCGCCCCCCUUUACUUACCCACCUAUAAUUAGCCUUGGAAAGCUCUACUACUUUUUGAAUUUUUUUAUUUCCUUUCUCCCCCAAUUUAGUGUUUACUCAAAAUGGUCACUAAUUGGCUAAUUUCUUGCAACAUUGUUUGGGGAGUGGACUUUUUCAUAAUAUCGAGAUGUUUUAUAUUACUUAUGUUUAUUAUGUUGAUUGAAUGGGAGGGGAGGGGUGUUAACUUCUUUUGCCAAUCAUUGAACCUACCUACCUAUCCACCAGUCUUCUACCCUCCAUAUAUACUUACUUACCGACCCACUAAUUUCAUUCCUUCCUACAAAACUACACAACUUAUCAAGCUUGAAGAGGCCUGCCAAUGAAGUUCAUUUUCUCAUGUCGAAAAUAGUCCGAUAUUGCUUACGUUUUGCUUUACUUCGCUCUGUGCUUGGUCCAGAAAACUCGCGACACCCCACCAACCGAUCAGAUGCAAAACUAAUAUCAAUAACGACUCGUUUUCAUGCGCUGGCAGUUUUCUUGCUUCUAUUUUGGCCAUUACGAUCACUUUGGUUUUGGUUUUACGAAAUUAUUACUACAACUGUACUAUAAAUAAUGGUAGUAGGAACGAGUGGAGUCCAAUUCGGUCUGUGAUCAUACAAGUGAUUUACAAAAUCGGACGACUGCGAAACGGGGGUCCGAUUUGUUAAUCACGAGUGUGAUUACAGACAGAAUUGGACGACACGAAGUCCUGUUACCAAUUAAUCAAAACUAUGACAACAUUUGAGAAAGAAACUAGACAUCGGUUGUACAUUUUCAUAAAAAAUCAACAGUUAGUCGGCGAAAUGUGAGACAACAGCCUGUGCAAAUGACGCGUUCUGUCCACUUGAACAGGCAUGACGCGUUAACUUUCCCUUUAACUGUCCAUUUGACACUGUCUAAUGAUAUGCAUGACGCGUACACUGUCCUAUCAGUGCUCAAAUCGGGCUGGUGAUAACCAAUCACGUUCGAGAAUUUUGUUAUGGUUUUGAUUAAUAUUAUGAAUAAAAUAUUGUGGUCAUACAAAAAACACAAUUUACCACGACUUUCAUCACUACCUUAGUUACCUAAUGAUUUAGCGAGUUCUCACUUAUUUUUCUUGCCCUUUUUCUAUUAUUUAACAGCUGUUAUUUGAGGCAAAUGCCUAUGGCCAAGUGGUUGCCAUUGAUGAUAUCAGUUUCACCAAUAACUGCUAG
Messenger RNA from Pocillopora meandrina, 7472 nucleotides. The record is from the annotation of a GenBank genome assembly. NCBI's taxonomy places the organism in Eukaryota, Metazoa, Cnidaria, Anthozoa, Scleractinia, Pocilloporidae.